AUGGUUACGGCACCUGAAAUCCUUUGUGAAGACCCAUCUUCUCGUUUCCAUUUAUUUGAUGGAUCUCCAGGACUAUAUGAAAGAGCACAAGCAAAACUGGUUGAGGCCAAGGCAACUCUGCAGACUGAGCCUCUCAUUGUCCGCCUUUCUGCUCAGUGGUAUGCUUGUGAAGAAGUCUUAGAUGUUCAAAACACUAGAAAAAAGAGGAUGAGUGAAGCAGUUAGGGAUCAAUUUGGUGUUUGGCAUGUCUGUUACUCAAUGCACUCUUCCAAGGAAGAAUUGGAAGAGGCGCUUCAAAUUCUUGCUCCAAGGUGGGUUGUUUCAACAACCCCUACCUGCAGGGCUAUGGAGCUCAAUUAUGUUAAGAAAUACUGUUUUAAUUCAAAAGUCGGUCUCAAUAACUCUGUGUUGAAGCUUCUGGAUUUGACUGUGGAAACUUCUGACAAUGUUGAUGAAUUUGUCAAACCAACUGUUAUCUUGUGCCAGCCUUGUGGAAAAACUAAAUCACCUAUCAAGCUGUAUAGUGAUGCGAAAGCACCGGAAGAGUUGGCUCUUCCGAAUAAUCUCUCGCCUGUCACGUUAUUUGGAAGAGUAAGGCUUGGUCUCUAA
Molecule: messenger RNA, 609 nt
Organism: Lathyrus oleraceus (garden pea)
Lineage: Eukaryota; Viridiplantae; Streptophyta; Magnoliopsida; Fabales; Fabaceae
Exons: 1
Coding region: 1-609 (202 amino acids)
Source: RefSeq, a predicted model, not a curated record